AUGCUCAAAAGCAUUUCAGGCAACGUUUACUUUGGAUUCGACUCAAUUUCAGGCAACCUCACAGCGAAGGCAAUUGCCAUUCCACGUCAAGACCUGUCCCUCCCUUUCAACCCCACGCUCCCCUUCCACCCCCUCCUCUCCCCAUCGCGGAUCUCUGCUGUCUCCUGCAGUGUGGCGAUUUCUGAGGCGCCUAAACUGCAAUUCCUGCGAGAAGAGGGGCGGCAGCACAGCGGCACGGUCGGGAGACGGCCAAUCAGAUCGCAGGGAGGGGACGGAGGGGGGAGAGAGGGAUGGGGGAGAGGAGGAGGGGGAGGGGGAGGAGGGGAGGAGGUAGCUGGGGUGGAGGGCUGGGAGGGCAGGGCGAUGGAGCUGCUGUUGUUGCUGGUGGAAGAGAGGGUUGAGCACUUGAUGGGAGCACGACAGGUGAGAUCUGAUGAGUUUGUAGGGGUGCAGGUGCACGACAGGCAGGGCAGGGCGACGGAGCUGCUGUUAUCACUGGUGGAAGAGAGGAUAGAGCACUUGAUGGGUGCACGACAGGUGAGAGGUGGCGAGAGCACAGGGUGUGUGUGGCAUGUGUGUGGGAUGGCAGAAUAUUGCGUGCUGAUGCUUGUAAGGCAGGGCGAUGGGGCUGUUGCUGUUGCUGGUGGAAAGAGAGGAUAG
This is a messenger RNA of Closterium sp. NIES-65, 660 nucleotides long. The record is from the annotation of a GenBank genome assembly. NCBI's taxonomy places the organism in Eukaryota, Viridiplantae, Streptophyta, Zygnematophyceae, Desmidiales, Closteriaceae.